Molecule: messenger RNA, 5928 nt
Organism: Argiope bruennichi
Lineage: Eukaryota; Metazoa; Arthropoda; Arachnida; Araneae; Araneidae
Exons: 3
Coding region: 468-3074 (868 amino acids)
Source: RefSeq, a predicted model, not a curated record
CAUAAAAAUCUGAGCAUUGAGAAUAACUAGAACUACAACAUUGUGUUUUGGUUAAUACAUUACACCUUUAUUGGCCAAGAACAUAAGCUAUAAACGAAGUUAUUAUAAGUUUAAACAAAACGAAUGUUAUUUACCUGUUAGUCGUUUCUUUUUCUAGUAUCAUGUUUUGACUUAGUGAAAAUGAUAUUGAACGAAACGUUUUCAUUUUCCCGUCCUUUUGUCAUCUGAACUGUGUAUAGUUUGUAAUCGAUUAAUAGUUUUGAUAUGAAUAAUUUUAACUUGUUGCCAUUAGAUGGAAUGAUCUUCACCGUUGAUGGGAUUUAAAUGCAAAAUGCAAUUCCCGUCCGUGACAGUUCUUGAUAAUGAGAAUGUAAAUAGAAAUUUCAUCCAAAUUCAAAAUAAAGAUGUUCAUCACAGAAUGGUUUUGCACCCUGAAGGAAAGUUGAAAUUCUAAACAAAGUUCUCCUAUGCUUUUGUACAAGGAACCACGACGAAUACCAACAUAUAUGGCUGCUAUCAUUCGCCGUCAUCGUUUUUUAAUUAUCGUUAUCAUUUGUUUUCUAAUAUUAAUGACAUUCAGUUGGCACUUCCACAGAAAAGGAAAACCUAUAUUAAAAAGUACCCCAGUGCCAUAUGUUUAUGAAAGUUCCUAUGAUGAAAUUCAAAAUCUUGAUUCAAAUAAAGCGUAUUUCUCUGAAAUAUCGAAAAUGCCUAAAAGCAUUGAAGAGGAACUGCCACACAUCCUAAGUAUACGAAAAUCAUUUGAAGAAAAAGAAAUGUUUUCUUCCUUUCAGACUAACAUUAAUAAAGAGACAACUAAGUAUGAAGUUGAAGAAUUCAUUCCUUUAAAACAAAAACUGGACGAAUUUACGACUAAGGUUAUGAGACAAAUCGAAGAAAAAAUCGCGAUUGGUCAUGAGGAAGCACCUACAAUACCAAUCAUUCAACGUCCUGAAGGAAAAUCUUCCUCACCUUUAAAGAUUGGUGUGUUGGAAGAUGAAAAAAAAUUGCAUUUAAAAAACUCCGCUAUUACCUUCCCGAAUGUUGGGAAACUAAUUUCGUUAUCUACCAUACAACAAUCUGAAGAAGAUUUUCCUCCCCCAAAUCAAGACAAUAAAUGGAAGAAAAUGGAACAUGUGACAGUUCCCCUGGCAAGAAACAGAACUGGCAUGAUGGGAAUGUUAAGCACAAAUAUGCAUAUUAAGUUAAAUCAGAAAAAAUCAUUUCCGAAAGUACCAAAUAUUCGAAGCACAAGCAAAGAUUCUGUCCUUUUGAUUGAUACUCCAGGUUGCAAGAUACCAAGACUAGAUCCCUGGGAUCCAACCGUAAAAGAUCUUAUAGAGUUUCCAGACCCAUAUGUUUGUCCUGGUCCUCCAAUAUUCUUGAAAUCAAACCCAGGAGGUUCCAUAACAUUUAACAAAACUAUUUUAGAGACCUAUUACAAUACAACAGCUGAAAAAUUAAUUUGUUACUAUCAACCAAUAUAUAGAAGUCAUGAAGAUGAAGGGAGUGACAGAGAACUCGCUUUUGAAACUGGCAAUGUGACAAAGUUAAUAUUUGGGACUCCUCUCAAUGAAGAUUAUGUUGCUGUUUCAUGCAAUAUAAAUGGACAAAAACAUGAUCAAUACCUUCCUCUAGUGAGAUUUAGGGACGAUGUUGAAGAAGAAAGAAAUUCAAUGGUACCUCCAACUCCCGCACUAAAUGUUAUUUUAAUUGGAAUUGACUCUGUGUCAAAAUUGAAUUUUUUGAGACACUUUCCAAGGACUCACGCAUUUCUUAACGAGAAAUUAAAGCCAUUUGAGAUGAAUGGCUAUACCAAGGUUGGGGACAACACGUUUCCUAAUUUAGUUCCAAUGCUAACAGGGCAAUUUGUUGAAUAUUGGUGGAAUGAAACAGUAAUGGACACCAUGUUUUUUGAUAACAUUAGCCUUAUUUGGAAACUUUAUGCCAAAAGAGGAUACAGGACAUUUUACGCUGAAGAUAAUCCUCUUGCAGGUACAUUUAAUUACUUAAAAAAAGGUUUCAACCACCCACCAACUGACUAUUAUUUUCGUCCAUUGGCUCUUGCACUCGAAAUAUGGAAAGAUGCAGUCAAGCCAUUGAAAGAAUUUUGUUUAAAUUCUCAAUUAGACUUUGAAAUGAUUUAUGAUUAUUUAAAAGUAUUUGCUCAAACAAUGGAUAAAAGACCUUACUUCGGAUUUUCCAUGAUUUCUACUGUAACUCAUGAUAAACUGAAUAACGCUGCUUGGGUUGAUGAACCGACAGAGCGUCUAUUGGAGGAUUUGUUGAACACUGGUGCACUUAACAACACGCUUUUAGUUUUAUUCAGUGACCACGGAUUGCGUUUUGGUAAAAUUCGGCAUACUUACGUAGGUAAAUUUGAAGAGAGAUUACCACUAAUGUAUAUUCAUGUUCCUAAAUGGUUCUUAGAUCAGUACCCAGAAAUAGCCAAAAAUUUACAAACUAAUCAGGAUCGCCUGAUGACUCUAUUUGAUGUACAUGCUACAAUGUUGCAUAUUUUAGAUUUAAGCAAAAGCGAAGAAAUAAGAUCAAUGUUCACACUAGGAAAAAGUCUUUUUGAAGAAAUUUCACCAAACAGAACCUGUCCGGACGCAUAUAUACAAACACAUUGGUGCCCGUGCCAAGAAUUUGAUGUUGUUGACUUCAGUAGUCCUGAAGCAAUAAAUGCAUCCCAAGCUAUAGUGGACAACAUUAACUAUAAAUUACAACCAUAUGGUGGAAUCUGUGAAGUUUUGGAAGUAGAUACGAUUAUAGAUGCAAGAGUUGGCAAAGCCAAUGAGCUCAUGGUGCAAUACCUUAGAACAGAGAAUGAAGUGAUAAACAAAACUAUUUAUGUUGGCGACGAAGUUACGCCUCUUGACGAUUAUAUGAUAACGCUCAUCGCCAAACCUGGCGGUGCAGUGUUUGAAGGAACUGUUCGCCAUAAUCCAGAGGAUAAUAGUUAUAGUGUUUUAGGACUAAGUCGAAUUAGUAUGUAUGGAAACACAUCUUGGUGCAUUGACAGUCAAAAAAUGAAAAUAUUUUGUUACUGUAAAAUACAACAACUCACUUAAUUUAUGUUAGACUUUUAACUAUUAAAAGCUGAAAAUCAAAAUACGAAAAAUAUGCUUAAUAUAUUUCUGAUCCUUUUAAUUAAUAUGCACUUUAGAUAGAACAUAAAAUAUUUUUGUGUCCUGUCUAAAGAUCUGAGACGUCGGCAAUGAAAUCGAAUAUUUUAUUGGAGUUAUAUCUAAUAAAAGAUCUUUUACUUAUGUUAAUAUUUUAUUUGAGAAUUUAAAUUAAAAAAUUAAUCUUGAUUAACUUCGGUAAUAUUUAUUAUAUUUCUACUGACAUUUUGUUUUACUCUCAUUGGGAUGCUCAUAUAGUUAUAUCUGUUUCUUGUUUAUAGUGUGUGAGAUUUGGUUUGAGCCAUGAUCUUUUUCCUUGUUAAAUGAAUGCAUUGCCAUUAAGUAAAAUGUAUAUUUUAAAAUCUAUUGAAGAAUUAAUUCGGAAUUUUUAUGCUUCACUUAACAUAUGCUAUACCAAACAGAGUUAAUAUAAUUGCAUUUACUUCACUUUGGAAUCAUUAAAAAUAAUUCUAGGUUGUAUUUAAAGCUUUUGAUAAAUUCAGUCAUUUUCGAAUUUCUCAAUAUGAUAAAAUUUAUAGCUACAAAAAUAAAUUUAAAUUACAUAUAGGAAGAUCGUGAACUUUAGUUAUAUUUUUAUUUAUAAGAAGUUAGGCAAUGCAAAUACAAAAUUCAAACUUUUAUGCGCUUUAGAAACAGAAGUAAAUUGACUUUUAUUUUUUCCUCUUGUAACCUCAAAAUUUAAAUAUUGGUGUACUUUACAAGGGAUAUUAUUAUGUAUAAAUUUGAUACAGGAUUGAAAUUCUGGAAAUUUUAAUCAAUGUUUAGAUAUGUAUAAUGAAUAGUAAUAUAUCGGAAAAAAGGAACUGGUUAUCUGAAAAAAAUAUUUUAGUAAUUUGCUGGAAACUUUUUUCAUUUUAUUUAAAAUAUACUCUAAUAGCUUAAGUUUUAAUUAUUGGAUUGUUUGAAUACUAAAAAUAAUUACUUGUGAGAAAAAAAAGGUAAUUAGAAAAGUAAAACUUAUUGUAAAUAUAACAGAACAACAAUAUAAGAUCUUUAUAAAAAGAAAAAAAAAACGCUUCAAAAGAGAAAACAAUCACCAAACUAAAAAAGAAUUAAACUAAUAAAUUUUAUAGUUAUAAAUGAAGCAACUUUUAUGAAGAAAACAUCUUCAAUGUCUGGCCAUAAAAUUAAUUUCUUUCUCUCCUAGGAAUUUCAAUAUGACUUCACUAUUUUGCAUGUACUAACACUACCCACAUAAAGUUUUGCAGGCUCGAUUGCUACAAACGUAGUUAAAUAUAUCUUUUGAUUUAGUGUACAAUGUAUUAUAUUUUCUACAAGUGACAAGACUAGAGGACGACGUUUGUGGCCAAGGUUGAACUGCUUCUCUCAUUUUAUUUGAAAUCCUUUCAGACAAUUAUUUGUAUUUUUAUUAAUAAAAAAAUAUCAAAGUGAGUGUCAGAUAUGAAGAUUAAAGAAAAAUAAGACAUAUAUUCCUCAUAAUUGAUAUUAAAAUUAAAUAAUACAGCUUCAAAAUUACGUUCAACAUAUAUUGUCUGUUACUUAUCCAUCAAAUUAGCCGAAUAGAAGAUGAAAGGCCAUCGAGCCUAGGAGCUUCUAAAAAACACCAUAUCAUUGGCAUUGAAAAAUAAGACCGUAAAAAUAUUUUCUUUCUUUCUUAGCAAUUUUAGUACUAUCAUCAUUUUGCAUGUACUAAGAAUACCCACAUAAUGCUUUGUAUGCUCGAUUGUAACAAACUUUGUUAAAAUCUAUCUUUCAAUGUUAGUAAACAUUGUACUGUGCUUUCUUCAAAUGCCAAAGCUAAAGUAAGAUGCUUGUGGCCAAGGUUAAACUGCUUCUCUCAUAUUAUUUGAAUUGCUUUCAGACAAUUAUUUGUGUUUUCAUUAAUAAAAAAAAUCUCAAAGGGAGCAUCAGAAAUGGAGCCUAAAGAGAAAUAAGCGAAGCAAUUAAGGAGGCAUACCUACAAGAAAGAAGGAAAAAAAAAAUCACCACGUUCACAAAAAAUUCACGUGUCGGGUCCGAAGCAAUUAUAUCCAGGUUAGGUUUCACGUGAAAACUAAUAAGCAUAGAUGAAUACGUGUAAGAUGCCAGUAUUGCCUCUCUGAAAUUAAUUUUUUGGCAUUCCCCAAUUUUCUCAUUUUGAUAUAUGAAGUUGACCGAGAUGUUAUUAGAAUUGAGAUAUGGUCCCGUCCUAUAUACUUAAGAUAUAUUUUAACCCUUAACUGGGGACGUGUGGUCUGUGAGACCGGUAGCGAUGGAUUUUCCGUCACCCCUUUUCUAUUUUUAGGUCAAUUGAAUGAAUUGACCCUGUAGCUUCCUGUUUUGUGACCUUCAAUACACGUGCACUUUUUCAACCGAUUUCAGCAGAUGCUUUUAAAAAUAAUUCAGUUAUUUCUUCGAGUGCGGUCUCUAAGACCGCAUCUCCCUGUUAGUGUCCCAGUGAUAAACAAGGCUUAGCAGAUGGCGCUAAAACGUGGGCCCGAAAUAUCAUUCAGUUUACUGAUCCUAUUAUGAAGCAGUGCUCCAGACACUUUUAAAUGAAGCAGAAAGUGGUUUUAGUGAUAAGAAUAAUUGUACAGAAGAGUUUUUCGAUGAAAGUUCACAUUCAACUGAUUUUGAUAUGUAUGUUCAAACAUAAUUAAUUUUUCUAGUGAUAAUGUAUUUUGAAAAACUUAUAAAAUAUAUUAAUAUACCAAGAUAUAUAUAUAUAUAUAUAUACAGAAUUUAUAGGUUGAUUUUUAUACUACGCAGUUCUUAAUUUAUAUGUUGAAAAUGCCCUAGAAAACAGCGCUAUGAAAGUCACACAAGCCGAUAAAAAAAG